Molecule: messenger RNA, 918 nt
Organism: Rhizopus microsporus ATCC 52813
Lineage: Eukaryota; Fungi; Mucoromycota; Mucoromycetes; Mucorales; Rhizopodaceae
Exons: 4
Coding region: 1-918 (305 amino acids)
Source: RefSeq, a predicted model, not a curated record
AUGCCUCCUGUCAAAAAAAAACUUGAUAUCAACGUAAAAGUGCCAGUUAGCAAGCGUUUCAUUACUGAUAAUACAGUGAAAACUAUAUUACUCCGUGAGCACGACUGGAACGAGCCUAAGUUAAGCUUCCAAGGAAAGACGAUUGCACAAUCUAACUUAGUUACUAUCAAGCAUCCAGAAGUAAUAGAUGGAUUCGAAAGACAUAAAAGUUCUGUGGAUGCUGCAAAUAAUUUACGUGAUAAUCUGACCUCUUAUCACGACAUUAUCUCAACCGAAAGAUGGGAAAUGCGCUUCUUUAGUUUCUUCUUGAGCCUUGAUGAAGCGAACGCAUACAGUUCCUUCAGGGUCUUCUCUGAGGAAGGUGACUCAAGGGGCCACUCGUCCUUUAAGGAUAAUUUGACCUUCAACUUGCUUGAACAUUGUAAGAAAUUGAAGUCGAGACACAAUGAAGUGGCCCAAGACAGCAACCGAAUGUUUAGAAGUGAUUCUAACCAUUCCUACGUCUCCAUGAGUAAUGCAGGCAACAAAAGAAAGAGAUUGGAUACCAUAAGUUAUCUAUUAUAUGAACAGAAUGAACUAAUCCACUCACAACUAUGUAAUACCUUUGUUCAUCACGGCUUACUUUUAUAUCAAGAAGAAUAUUACAUUGCCAAUGUUCAAAAGAUAGUCACUGGCAUCUUUUUACCUCUAACGCAUUAUUACUCUCUUACCCGUGGUUUAACUAAUCCUCAGUGUCAUUCACCUUUAUGUCCUAAUAAGCAGCUUACUAUCAAUCACUUGAUAGAUCAAGAUCACAUACAGCAAAAAGGAUGGAUAUCGAGCAUAACAAGAUGUAUUAUUAACUCUAUCAGUCAAAAAGGGUUAAAACAACAGGCUGCCAUUUCAGAGUUUUUGCUAACUGAACAACCCUACAUCUAG